This is a messenger RNA of Brassica napus (rape), 621 nucleotides long. RefSeq lists its product as uncharacterized. The record is from RefSeq and is a predicted model, not a curated record. NCBI's taxonomy places the organism in Eukaryota, Viridiplantae, Streptophyta, Magnoliopsida, Brassicales, Brassicaceae. The coding region runs from base 1 to 621 and encodes 206 amino acids. The transcript has a single exon.
AUGCGCCAGUACCUCCUGUUGGCAGAUGGUGAAGAAAGAAAAAUCAGAGAGGAUAAAGUCAGGAAGUCGGUGAGGGAGGUAGAGAAAGACCCAGUGACAGAACGGAUUGCUCUCAGAUUGGAAGAUCCUCCUAUUGUAACUAAAGACCUUAACAGAGGUAAAGGUCUGGUUUUUGGUUAUGAAACAUCUGACUCAACGUCGGCGAAGUCAGGAAGCAGAGGCCGUCAGAAGCUCCUUGGAGAUGCAAUCAGAUCAGAAGUUUCCUCGUCGUUGGUAGUCUUUAAGCCAGUUGAUAAUCUGGUGCAAGAAAUGUCUAGGGUCUUUCUUGGGAUAGUACCCACUUCUGGUGAUCCGACGGUUUAUAAGAUUGGUCUUUUUGAGGCCACAUCUUCCGGGAAAACUAAGAAGAGAGGGAAAUCUAGGAAAAGGCCUUACGUAAAGAAAAGAAGACUGAGGAAGCUGGGAGAGGAAAUGGAGCAGGAGGCUGGGUCGAGCCAGUCUGGGUCUGUUAGUGAAGGUGGGAGUAAGAAAAGAAUUUCAGAAUCAGAAAACAGUGAUGGAAGAGCUAACUGGCGGAAGCCAAACGAGGCGGUCCCAAAUGAGGGACUGUCCAACGCGUAA